ACGACCUUUAACACAUAGCUUUUUUCAUUGAAAAGUCGGAAUUAGAUUUCCUAGUUUGAUAUAAAAUCCCAAAAAACAAUACAAAAAUGUUUCAUUAUUUAACUAAAACAAAAAAAAUCCAAUUAUAAAACAUCACAGUUAUUGGAAUAACAUUGCAGGAGCUCCAAGCAAACACGUCUAGUUGCUUCGUUUUCGUAUAGCACAGGGCAAAGCAAGUACGACAACUUCGGAGUUAGUAGCGCGUUGGCGUACCCUCGUGCCAUUCGUUUAUCGUGGGGUUUUUCCAUUGACAUUUUCCUUUUCCAUUGCAAGAAUGUUCUAGCUUCGCGUAGUCACAUUAACAUCGGCACAUGACACGAACGGCUACCAUUCGGCAAACGGACGGAGAACGAGCAUCCUCCGUUCAACGAAUAGUUUACAGUGUUACAGUGCUUUCGUUGCCCGUUGUGAUUGGAGGCUGUUAAAAUAGUUUAGAUGUUUAGUUAAAACUUUGCGUAGUAUCUCAUUGCUUUACGCGUAGCAACGACCCACAAAGAAAGCAAGGUUACCAUUUCCAGAUAUUGUGGGCUUUAAAAAGUAAUCCAUCCGACCUGUCUGCCCUACUGUGGGCUACAGUUUCUACAGUGCUGUGUGGGAAGUGUUUGUGCGCAACGAAAAGAUACUAUUACACUGCGACAGAACAUACUGCAAUUUAAAUACAAAUCCUUGGGACAACUUCUGCUUGCCAGAGAUUCCCAUAUUAAUCAUGGCUCCUACAAACUGGUUGUGGUUUGGAAACAUAUUUUUUGUGUCCUUCCCGUUGGCGAUUUUGGGAAUCGAUCUAAGUAGACUCUACGGGCAUAUGCCAGCUGUUUCUAAGCGCAAUGAGGCUUGCCAUCCAUACGAGCCGUUCAAGUGCCCGGGCGAUGGAAAUUGUAUUUCCAUACAGUACCUGUGCGACGGUGCGCCCGAUUGCUCCGAUGGGUAUGACGAAGAUAUGCGUCUUUGUACAGCAGCAAAGCGUCCACCAGUUGAGGAAACAGCAUCAUUCUUACAAAGCUUGCUGGCAUCACACGGUCCUAACUAUCUGGAAAAAUUAUUCGGCAGUAAAGCGCGUGACGCACUGGCACCACUUGGUGGUGUGGAAAAAGUGGCCAUUGCUCUCAGUGAAUCGCAAACCAUCGAAGAUUUUGGAGCCGCUCUUCAUUUGAUGCGGUCUGACCUCGAGCAUUUACGAUCAGUUUUCAUGGCAGUGGAGAACGGCGAUUUGGGCAUGUUAAAAUCGAUCGGUAUCAAAGAUUCAGAGCUGGGUGACGUAAAGUUUUUCCUAGAGAAACUCGUCAACACUGGCUUCCUAGACUGAGUAUCGUCUGAGCUGCCGUAUAGAAGUAGCUUCUAUUAUUUACUACCAUUAACACCGCAGAUUUAUUCUUAUUUAGGCUCACCGGAAGGUUUCAGCUAUUAAGAAACCAUAAUUCUAUCAUUCACUGUUACCAGUCAGUGAGGCAUAUGCCGUAUGUUACCAGUGAAUCUUGACGACCAUAAGAAAAAAAAGUUAUUUUACUUUAUUAUAUCAUCAGGAACAUGUUUCGUUAGACUUCCGUGAGAAGAAAAGAAGUAGAGCCUGCCGUAACGAUAUGGAGUUUGGCGAAUGAGACAAAUAUCAAUUAUGGAUGACUGCUCGCUGGAAAGGAAAUAUUAACAUAGAAAAUCAAUUAUUCUUUGCAUGAGCAGCAUUUAAGCCAAUUGAAAAAUCCUGACACAAAUCAUGAUCCAAACCUGCAUGAUCGUCACCCAAGCCUCUACUUCGAUACGAUUUUCGCUUCAAUGAAGCAUAUAUUGUUGUUGAGUACAGCAAGUAAAGCUAACGAACAGAUUGCAUCACGAUGCAGCGAAUCUUCUAAAAGAGGAAAUGAAACUACGGAAGGAAGCAACCAUCUAAGAAGGUUGUUAAUGUCAGUAGCACAAAAAAAAACAAAAAAAAAUUUAAAAAAAAACUCUAGCAUUGGUAACCAACGGAAUCAAUUCACGUCCAUUAGCUUCUUUAAGAAAUACUGUCAUUCAUAAAGUUUAGUUAUUUAGUUUAGUGUUAUUUUUGAUUGCACAUGUGCAUCUCGAGCUACUCGAAUGUGUCGAACGUGUUAUAAAGAGAUAAGAACAGUAGAAAUUCCUAAGAUGAGAUGAAAUCGAUCAGAUCAGAAGUGAAAUUAAGAGUACAGAAACAUAAAUACAUAUCAUUAUAUUUAUAGUGCCCCCAUGCAUGCUUAUACAUUAUACACGUAUACACGAUUUCGAAAUGAUCACACACUAGCGUGUGUUCGUGUGCAAAUUACCUUAUCGUACCAUGCUCUUACAAAAAAAUGCACACACCCACACAUACAAAAAUCAAAACAUAUCAACCGAAUGAUGAUACCGAAGGAGGGAUGUACCUUAUGUAUCGUGUAAUGCAAAGACUAUAGACUGGCGUUAUAACCAGUAGGUUAAGAGAGAUGGCGAUUAGUGUCGUGGUGUCGCCAUGCAUUGCAUUGUAAGCAAAUAGAGAGAAAAAACAGGGACAAAGGAUUACUUCAAAUUUUGCAUUCAGAGACAACGCGGAAGACAAUUCAUGGAUAAACUAAUGUUUAAAGCAAAACCAGAAGACAUAUCAAAUUUUUAGAAACCUUACCCCCCCCCCUCUUCCCUCCCACUCUAUACACUAGCAACUGACUGCUACUGUUAUGGAGAACUGAUUUUUGGAGAAUGUAUUGCCUCUAUAAAUUAUACACCAGCUCAGCAUUGAACACCUCUUCAUCCACGUUCAUUUUCUGCAGUAGUUCACACAAAACCACACUCUCACACCAUAAUGUAAACCACAUUUAUAGUUUACUCACUUGCAAGCGAAAUACAGCUGUAUCGUUGAUGCCACCACCACCACCACCACCAUUCGUCCUAAAUCAACACAAAAUCAAACUGAUAUGGUGUAUGUAAAAUGUAACAAUCAUUGAUUAUAUCCAGGGGAUGGAAACAAGUACUUGACGCAGUGGAGUAGUUUGCUGUUGAGAUAAAAGCAUAUACAACCUAUACCAGCAAACACGAAGAACAAACCACAACACGCAACAUGCGAAACAUGCUAUGCUCAGCAUACAAAAGAAAAUAUAUCUAAACCGGUAUCUUGUGUCAA
This is a messenger RNA of Anopheles arabiensis, 3139 nucleotides long. Its product is annotated as IDLSRF-like peptide. Lineage: Eukaryota; Metazoa; Arthropoda; Insecta; Diptera; Culicidae. Bases 746 to 1342 code for a protein of 198 amino acids. The transcript has 4 exons. The record is from RefSeq and is a predicted model, not a curated record. Gene Ontology annotation, molecular function: protein binding.